ACAGGAAUGUAAGGUCUGGUUGGUUAGAGGGAUUGGGUGUCACCAGCUGUGUGAGGCUGGUAUAUAAGGACACUGCUGCUGCUAGCCCUUAACCAGAACAGAUAGCAGCAUUUUCACAAGUAUCACUAAGAAGAGGUUCAUAGAGUCGUCCCUCUAGUUGUUGUAACUUGAGAGUGAGAGGGUGAGUUUUCUCUUUUGGGAAAUAAGAAACCAACUUGUGUAGCUGUAGAUAGAGACUUUGAUCACAAUGGACGUCCAGAGGACAGGAUCAAUUGUUCGGGCCCCCAGCCCCAUGGAUAGCCUUGAGAAGCAGCUGAGCUGCCCCAUCUGCCUGGAAAUGUUCACCAAACCGGUGGUCAUUCUGCCCUGCCAGCACAACCUCUGCCGUAGUUGUGCCAGUGACCUCUAUGACUCCCGCAACCCAUACCGCUUUUCUGGUGGUGUCUUCCGAUGUCCUACUUGUCGGUUUGAGGUUGUCCUUGACCGUCAUGGUGUACAUGGGCUGCAACGCAACCUGUUGGUUGAAAAUAUCAUCGACCUCUAUAAGCAACAGCAAGAAGGGAGUGGCAAUGGAAAUACAGAAACCAGCCUGAAGCCAAAAGAAUCCAAAGAACCAAUGUGCCAAGAACAUGAGGAUGAGAAAAUCAACAUCUAUUGUAAGACCUGCCAAGUUCCCACCUGCUCCAUGUGCAAAGUGUUUGGGCAACAUAAGGACUGUGAGGUUGCAACUUUAGCAAGUGUUUACCAGGUCCAGAAAGGUGAACUAAGUAAUGCUAUUGAUACCCUGGUGGCUAGCAAUGGCCGCCUGCAGGCUCUGCUCAACCAGAUGGACGAUGCCUGUCGUGCUGUUCAGGAUAAUGCCCAGACUGCUAAGCAAAGGUUAGCCGAAAGCUUUGACCUACUGUAUGCUGUCCUUGAAGAUCGCAAGGCCAUUCUACUAGAGAAAAUCACCAAAGAGCAAGAUGAAAAGGUUGCAGCUCUUCGGGCUCUGGCCCAACGUUACGGAGAGCGACUGCAAGCCAGCACAGAGCUCACAGAUUCGGCUGUGAGAGCACUGGAGCAGAAUGGAGCUGCUGAGUUCUUGGUGGCCUCCAAGGGUCUAAUCACACAGACCAAAGACGCGGCAAAAUCUUCACUUGGGGAAGAGAGGCCAGAACCAGGGUUCGAGAAGAUGGACCACUUCACUGUGUCAACAGAGCAUGUGGUAACAGUCCUAUCAAAGAUGCAUUUUGGGGUGUGUGAAGAUGAUGACUUUGAAGAUGCAGAAGAAGAGGAGGAGGAGGAAGAAGAAGAAGAAGAGGAGGAGGAGGAGGAGUAGUAAUUACAACUCAAAGUGUUUAUGGACUUAAAAAUACUGUACUGUAAUGUGGUGCUGGAAGGAGUGUGUUGAUGGCAGGAACUGCAUUUAAUGUUGAACAGAAUAUAGGGCUACAGUGAGUGUGAGCUAAAUGGCGUGCCCUUUUUUUCAGUGCAAUAUUUAAUUUCAGUGUUGUGUUAAUUCUUUUUUUCUUAAUUUCUUUUUAUACUUUUGUACCUCAAAGCUAAUGAAAUGGCAAAAUAGGGUAACUAAAUGUAAAUGUAGACUGGUUUACACAUGUUUUUUCUUGUAUGUGGUUUAUAAAGUAGUUUUAGUAAUGUUUCUCAUUUUGUCCAAGUUUGUGUUGAACUGGUUACUACACCUGUCUUCAUUUGAAUGUUGUAAUAAAGCUGCAUGAAGUCAA
Solea solea (common sole) is the source of this 1721-nucleotide messenger RNA. It is a transcript of the gene trim63b, whose product is annotated as tripartite motif containing 63b. The record is from RefSeq and is a predicted model, not a curated record. The transcript has a single exon. NCBI's taxonomy places the organism in Eukaryota, Metazoa, Chordata, Actinopteri, Pleuronectiformes, Soleidae. The coding region runs from base 248 to 1318 and encodes 356 amino acids. Gene Ontology annotation, molecular function: zinc ion binding.